AUGGAGAAAGACAAAAAGUUCGAUGAACAUGAACUUGUGCAAGAAUGUGUUCACUGUUUUUGUAAGUUUUAUUGUUUUCAAAGCAUAUUUCAAAUAGGAAACUACUCAUUCUUCAUAAUUUUUAUUUAAUUCCAGAUUUAAAUGCUCAUGACGAAUUUGAUGAUUUGGCCUUGGCUGAUGCACUAUUUUUGUCGCAUCAAUGGUUAAUGGAUAGUUUAUCUCUGAUCACUGAUUUUGUCAACAUUUAUCAGGUAUUCAAAGUUUUUAAUUCAAAAAAUUAAAUGUGUCAGAAACACAUCUCUGCCCUCGACAGAUUCCUAGAAAAAUCUAAAUCUAUUUAUAAAUACAUAUCAUGUCUUUUUCAGGAAACCAGAGAAAUCCAACAUCGAGAAGCGGUGUGUCGCGCUGUCGCAUAUUGGAUCGAAAAAUUCCCAAUGCAUUUUGAUGCUCAACCACAAGUUUGUGCUCAAGUUGUCAGAUUAAAAACGAUUGCAGAGGAUGUGAAUGAAACAAUUCGAAAUGGUUUGGAUGUCAGCGCUUUGUACGUGGAAAUUUGAACUUCUUAAAUAAACUUCAGACAAUCUCUCUUUUUCUUUCAGACCAUCAUUUGCUUGGCUACGAGCUGUUUCUGUGCGUAAUCCGUUGGCAAAACAAACUGUUUUCACUCUUUCUUUUGUUCAAGCAACAGCAAGUGAUAUUUCAACAUCUUUGUCACAUAUUGAUUAUCGAGUAUUAUCAAGAAUAUCGAUCACUGAACUCAAACAUUAUGUCAAAGAUGGGAAUUUGAAAAGAUGUCCAAUGUUGGAAAGAAGUAUCUCGGUCUUUAAUGUUAGUUUGAAAGCUUCUAGAAAAAUUAGAAAAUUAAAAAAUAUCAAAUUUGCAGAAUCUUUCAAACUGGGUGCAAUGUAUGAUUCUAAACAAAACCACACCAAAAGAGCGCGCUGAAAUACUUGUAAAAUUCGUUCAUGUCGCAAAACAUCUUAAAAAGAUCAACAAUUUCAACACAUUGAUGUCAGUUGUUGGUGGAAUAACACAUUCAACAAUUGCGAGAUUGGCUAAAACUCACGCAGUUUUAUCAAACGACAUCAAGCGAGAUUUGAAUAAUUUAACGAAUUUAUUAUCGGCUCAACACAAUUUUUCAGAAUAUCGGAAAGCUUUAGAAGCUUGUAAUCGAAAAUUUCGGAUACCAAUUAUGUAAGAAUUUUUUAUUUUGUUUAGAUUUUUCCAACAUAUUCGAAUUUUCAGUGGUGUACAUUUGAAAGAUCUGGUUGCUAUCAAUUGCUCAGGUGCAAACUUCGAGAAAACGCAAACAAUCAGUGCUGAAAAAUUAGAGAAACUCUCAACACUUCUUUUCGAAUUUCCUGGUUUUCAACCAAAAACCACAUAAUCUUCCGGAAAUGAAUAUGGAUUUGAUAAACACAUUAAAAGUUUCACUUGACAUUCGAUUUAACGAUGAUGAUAUUUAUGAAUUAUCAUUGAGAAGGGAACCAAAAACUUUUAUGAAUGUAAGUUUCGACAAAUUCAAGAAUCUCAAAAUAUAUUACCUUUUUUCCAGUUUGAACCAUCUCGUGGUGUUGUAUUUGCUGAAUGGGCUUCUGGUAUUACAGUAGCACCGGAUUCAACAACAGUUUCAAAACAUAUUUCUGCAAUGGUUGACGCGGUUUUCAAACAUUAUGAUCAUGAUAGAGAUGGUUUUAUUUCUCAAGAUGAAUUUCUUCAAAUAUCUGGCAAUUUUCCAUUUAUCGAAUCAUUUAUUAAUAUAGAUGUAGAUCGAGAUGGUCAAAUAUCUAAAGAAGAACUCAAAACAUAUUUUAUGGCAGCAAAUAAGGAUUCAAAAGAUUUGAGAAGAGGUUUCAAACACAAUUUCCACGAAACCACAUUUAUUACCCCAACAACUUGUAGUCAUUGUAACAAAGUGUUAUGGGGAUUUAUUCGACAAGGAUUCAAAUGUAAAGAUUGUGGAUUGGCUGUACAUGAAUGUUGCAAACUAAAUGCUGUGGCAGAAUGUCGAAGAAAAAGUAGUAGUAAUUUGACAAAAGCUGCAAUUUGGUUGAGUUCUCCAAGAGGAAGUGUUCGACACAAAUUAUUUGCCACAUGUAAAAGAUCUUCGAGAAAUCGAACUGUUUCUGCACUUGGACCAACAAGUCCAUUAGGAGGUUCUGAACCAACUUCAUCUUCUGCCAGAUUACAUCUUCCUUUGAGAGAUUGUCGAACACAAUCUGAAGGUGCAGAUUGCUGGUAAGCCUUGGAAUUCACAAUCAGAAAUUUGAUUUUCAAAAAUGUUAUAUAUUUCAGCAAUUUUGUUUGUGAUGAAGCAGAAGGUGAAGAAGUUGGCCUUGUUAGCCUUGCUUGCGAAGAAGUUUUCGAUGAUGAUUUAGCUGAAGUAUCAGCAAGAACUACCUAA
Messenger RNA from Caenorhabditis angaria, 2404 nucleotides. Lineage: Eukaryota; Metazoa; Nematoda; Chromadorea; Rhabditida; Rhabditidae. The record is from the annotation of a GenBank genome assembly.